GCCGCGGACGUAGGCCCAAGGACGAUGGAUGCCAUCGGACGCCCCAUUGUGGGUGGCCUUACUUUAUUCAUUUUCCAUUCUACUAACAAAACCUCAUUUUCUUAAAUCUCGUGCCGAAAAGUUUUGGCUCACUUAUCUUGGGACAUAAGGAGUAUUUUUACGGAUGAACGGAAAAUGAAAGUGUCCUUAAUUUUGUUUAGGACGGAUGAAAAAGAAAACGGUUGAAUUAGAUAGUAUUAUAAAAAUUAUUUUUAUUCCAUGAAGAUACUAUUCAAUGGUCGGAAUUGGCUUUUUUUUCUCUUAAUAUUUUGUCCUUUUACUUUUCGGAUUGGGUUGAAUUUUAUUUAAUUAAAUGAAAGAUAUCGAGCAAUGAUUUAUUUGACAUCGUUCUUUAGUCUAUUUAUAUAUGAAUUUUGGAAAUAUCGAAUGCAUCUUCCAUGAAUAUUCAUUGUACCUUUUGCCCUACAUUAAUUGGAUUUGGAAGUUUGGAACUUUUUUUGUAUCUCUUUCUAAAACAGGAGUAUGUAUUUUGUGUUGAAUAUUGAAUUAAAUUCAUAUGCAUUAAAUUUAAAAUCACCACUUGAACAAAAAUCUCUAUUUAUAUAUAAGUAUAAUAAAGAAUAAUUAUAAUUGAAAGUUUCAUGUAGAAAUUGCUAACCUUUCUUUUUUAUAAUAAUUAUGUUGAUUUUUUUUCACAAAUAAUAUUUAUAGUUUUUUAUAAUAAUCAUAAACUAUAGUACUAUAAACGAGUUUUUAUUCUUAUACUCUUCGUAUGAUUAUAUAAUUAAAUUAAAAUUAAUACCAAAACAAUCCAUUUUCAUCACGUGUCCGUUGUUACAAGUAAAGGCGACACAAUUUUGGACACGUUAUUUCAGUGCACUUUUUUGUUAUAAGUUGUUGUGAAAUGAUAUUAGACACGUCAUAUUACUAAAAAUAUGAACACAAGAAAAUGUAGAAAUUAUAAUACAAAUAUUAUUUUUGUAACACGCCAUAGACUAGUACUUAGAUAUGAAUUAGAAAUUCAAUGCAUUGACUCCAAGACUUAAAGAAAACCGCCCAAUUCUUAGAAAUUCAAUGCAUUGACUCCAAGACUUAAAGAAAACCGCCCAAUUCUUGACUUAUCAUCUUAUAAUAUUUUUUAUUUUGAUACUUCGAAGCCCAUCAUAUAAAGUCUCGUUGCAUUUAAAACCAUAAUUACCGGCCAGAUUUUCUCUAUUUCAUCAGGCAACUUUCAAGGGAAUACAUAACUUCCUUUUUUUAAUAUUCGUAUUACUUUUAAAAUAAAUUCUAACAAGCAAAAUAUUUGACCAUAGAGCCUUGCCCCUUCCUCCGCCGUCCGCUGCUGGAAUUCUAUUCGUUUUCACUGAAUUUUAAUCUGGGGUUUCUGUUUUUAGCUUGUUGGGCCUCUUUUCUUGAAUCUUGAAUAUCCCUUUUGGGGUAAAGAUCGAACUUUUAUUCGAAAAUUUGAUCUGGGGUGGCGGAAAGAAUCAUGGAGGAUAGCAGGUUGUGCCAGUGGAGCGUAAUUCGAUCUAUAUUGGCUAUUGUUCAAUGGUGGGGUUUCAAUGUCACUGUUAUCAUCAUGAACAAAUGGAUCUUUCAGAAGCUGGACUUCAAGUUUCCAUUAACUGUAUCGUGCAUUCAUUUUAUUUAUUCAGCAAUUGGCGCAUAUUUGGUAAUUAAAGUGCUAAAACUUAAGCCUCUUAUUCAAGUUGAUCCCGAAGAUCGCUGGAGGAGAAUUUUUCCAAUGUCGUUUAUAUUUUGCAUAAACAUAGUUUUGGGAAAUGUGAGCCUUCGGUAUAUUCCUGUUUCCUUCAUGCAAACGAUCAAGUCUUUCACCCCUGCCACCACAGUCAUCUUGCAGUGGCUAAUCUGGAAAAAGUACUUUGACUGGCGAAUUUGGGCCUCUCUGGUCCCGAUUGUUGGAGGGAUUCUUCUCUCGUCAGUCACGGAGCUGAGUUUUAACACGCUAGGAUUUUUUGCUGCUUUAUUUGGUUGCGUUGCUACGUCUACAAAAACCAUUCUUGCCGAGUCUCUAUUACAUGGGUACAAAUUUGACAGCAUAAACACAGUAUACUACAUGGCUCCUUUUGCAACUAUGAUAUUGGCUGUGCCAGCCAUGGUGCUCGAAGGGCCAGGGGUUACGGAGUGGCUUCUCACGUGCCCCUCUCUCUUUUCGUCCCUCUUCAUCAUUUUUGGGUCUGGAGUGACGGCCUUUUGCCUCAACUUCUCGAUUUUUUAUGUCAUUCACUCCACGACUGCUGUGACCUUCAACGUUGCAGGAAAUCUUAAGGUUGCAGUUGCGUUUACAUGCUCCUGGCUCAUCUUCCGGAAUCCAAUCUCUGUCAUGAACGCCAUCGGAUGUGGGGUGACACUCGUCGGGUGCACCUUCUACGGGUACGUGAGGCAGAUGCUCGCAAACCAAGCCCCUGGAGUACCAGCUGCCCCUCGUACUCCACGAAGCAAAGCAGAGUUGCUCCCAUUGGUAAGCGACAAACUGGACGACAAAGUAUAACUCUUGCUCAUACCUCCUAUUUUAACCGAGCAUAUAUACAUAUUACAGCCUUAUUUAUUUUAACCAAUUCUGAUAGAUGAAUUUUAGUCUUGUACGAAAAAGGCUAAUGUAAGAAAACCACAAUGCUAAUAGCACACAUGUUUUUGGUAA
Messenger RNA from Salvia splendens (bonfire salvia), 2662 nucleotides. RefSeq names its product UDP-galactose transporter 1. The transcript is spliced from 5 exons. The record is from RefSeq and is a predicted model, not a curated record. The coding region runs from base 1490 to 2512 and encodes 340 amino acids. NCBI's taxonomy places the organism in Eukaryota, Viridiplantae, Streptophyta, Magnoliopsida, Lamiales, Lamiaceae.